Equus quagga is the source of this 808-nucleotide messenger RNA. RefSeq names its product testis expressed 22 (gene TEX22). Lineage: Eukaryota; Metazoa; Chordata; Mammalia; Perissodactyla; Equidae. The coding region runs from base 157 to 732 and encodes 191 amino acids. The record is from RefSeq and is a predicted model, not a curated record. The transcript is spliced from 4 exons.
CGGCAGGCAGGAGAGCGGGCCCUCCUCCUCCGCCUGUGCCCGCGGCUCGCAGCUGAGGGCGCAGGCCCAGCCGGGCGAGGGCGGCCCUGGGAGCCUGCACAGGCCCGGGCAGCGUGGGCUGCAGCUGCUCCAGCCUGGGUUGACCACGUGAGGAAAAUGGCAGCAGGAGCUGGGGACCCAGUUGGCUCAGCGGGGUCGACCGUUGGGCGGCCUCAGGCAGUCCCGGAGCCCCCAGGCGCAGAGAAGCCCCACAGUGAGAUGGACAGCAGGAAGCAUUUGCUUGAGGCUGCCGUGGGGAAGAGGCCGGAGCCGCAGCUGUCCCCAGGUUGCAGGCAGCCCUCUCCCCUGCCCAGCCCGGCGGCGGCCUGGGGCCAGCCCAGCGCCGGGAGCAGCGGUCAGCAGGGGCUGCAGACCCAGGACUGGGUGUGCGAGCCGCGACAGAGCAGGUACCCGAGCCGCCGCUGGAGCGUCAGCAUCGACGAGCGCCGGCGGCUGGCCCUGCUGGGCGGCUGGGAGAGGCCGCGCGCCGCCGGGGGCCCCCAGAGCUGCAAGGACAUCACCCAGAUCGUGGCCCAGCUGGUGUCCGAGGACGUGGACAAGGACGUGCUCCUCCCCCACCCGCCGAGGUCCGCCGAGUCCACCAACGGCUUCCACGCCUUCCUGGCCCCGAGCGCGCCUUUCUGGCAGAAUGCGACUUUGGAGUCCCAGGGCUCGAGGUCACCACCCUCCUAAGAGCCAACUCAGCCCAAUGUCUGUCUUCCAGCGCCUUUCCUCUGGGGUUCAGAGGGAGGUGGCCGGCCACUCCCGG